This is a messenger RNA of Cydia pomonella (codling moth), 7937 nucleotides long. RefSeq names its product mitoferrin-1-like. The transcript is spliced from 9 exons. NCBI's taxonomy places the organism in Eukaryota, Metazoa, Arthropoda, Insecta, Lepidoptera, Tortricidae. Gene Ontology annotation, cellular component: mitochondrial membrane. The record is from RefSeq and is a predicted model, not a curated record. The coding region runs from base 328 to 1506 and encodes 392 amino acids. Gene Ontology annotation, molecular function: ferrous iron transmembrane transporter activity. Gene Ontology annotation, biological process: iron import into the mitochondrion.
AAUGAAAACCGGUUCGCUUGUUACGUUAUCAUUAUGACGUCCCUAGUAAUGGAAUGAGUGAAUGAAUGUCAUUCCAUUGAAUCAUAUUCUUUAUCUGACUGCUGAACUAAACUAAAUGUUAGUGUAUCUGUGGACGUCGGUCGCGCGUGUGCCUGCGAGGUUGUGCGAGUCGUAUGGAAUCAAUUUGAUCUAAAUUUCGGAUGACUUGUAGACGAAAAUAGUGUAGUGAAAAUGAUAUUGCUAAUUAGGUAGAACAAACGCAAUAACCAUAUUUUUGAACCAAAUAGGUGUUUAUUUUGUGUUAAGUGUCAGUAUUCAGUGAGUAUUAUGAACUUUGAGGACUAUGAAACGCUGCCGACCCAGAACCCCGUGACACACAUGACGGCCGGGGCCGUGGCGGGCGUGAUGGAGCACUGCAUCAUGUACCCGCUCGACUCCGUGAAGACGCGGAUGCAGUCGCUCCGGACGGCCCACAACAGCUCCAUAACGGAGACUUUCCGACACAUGGUCCGGCGGGAAGGCGUACUCAGGCCAAUCCGCGGCAUGUCAGCAGUGGUGCUCGGCGCCGGACCCGCGCACGCGUGCUUUUUCGCCACCUACGAGCACAGCAAGCACACGCUCGGGCACCUCACAAGGCAUCGGCACGACCACCUCACACACGGGUUGUCCGGUUGUCUGGCGUCGCUAGUGCACGACGCAGUCUCCAAUCCGGCAGAAGUGGUAAAACAACGGCUGCAGAUGCUGAACUCGCCCUACAGAAGCGUGUGGGAGUGCGCGCGGCGGGUCUACAAGGCUGAAGGCAUACGCGCCUUCUACCGGUCCUACGGCACGCAGGUCGUCAUGAACGUGCCCUUCCAGUCGCUCCACUUCGUGACGUACGAGUGGUGCCAGUCGCUCGUGAACCCCUCGCGCAAGUACGACCCGCGCGCGCACGCGCUGUCCGGCGCCUGCGCGGGCGCGCUGGCCGCCGCCGCCACCACGCCGCUCGACGUGUGCAAGACCGUGCUCAACACACAGGAGGUAGCGGCGCGCGCGGACGGGCUGGCGCAGGCCGCCGCGCUCGUGCUGCGCGCCACCGGCCCGCUCGGCUUCUUCAAGGGCGCCUCCGCCAGGGUGCUGUACCAGAUGCCCGCUGCGGCCAUCUGCUGGCUCACCUACGAGACCCUCAAGCAUCUGCUGACCACGGUGAGUGUCCACCCUGGCUCCAGGCUCCUGUACCAGAUGCCUGCUGCGCGCCACCGGCCCGCUCGGCUUCUUCAAGGGCGCCUCCGCCAGGGUGCUGUACCAGAUGCCCGCUGCGGCCAUCUGCUGGCUCACCUACGAGACCCUCAAGCAUCUGCUGACCACGGUGAGUGUCCACCCUGGCUCCAGGCUCCUGUACCAGAUGCCUGCUGCGCGCCACCGGCCCGCUCGGCUUCUUCAAGGGCGCCUCCGCCAGGGUGCUGUACCAGAUGCCCGCUGCGGCCAUCUGCUGGCUCACCUACGAGACCCUCAAGCAUCUGCUGACCACGGUGAGUGUCCACCCUGGCUCCAGGCUCCUGUACCAGAUGCCUGCUGCGCGCCACCGGCCCGCUCGGCUUCUUCAAGGGCGCCUCCGCCAGGGUGCUGUACCAGAUGCCCGCUGCGGCCAUCUGCUGGCUCACCUACGAGACCCUCAAGCAUCUGCUGACCACGGUGAGUGUCCACCCUGGCUCCAGGCUCCUGUACCAGAUGCCUGCUGCGCGCCACCGGCCCGCUCGGCUUCUUCAAGGGCGCCUCCGCCAGGGUGCUGUACCAGAUGCCCGCUGCGGCCAUCUGCUGGCUCACCUACGAGACCCUCAAGCAUCUGCUGACCACGGUGAGUGUCCACCCUGGCUCCAGGCUCCUGUACCAGAUGCCUGCUGCGCGCCACCGGCCCGCUCGGCUUCUUCAAGGGCGCCUCCGCCAGGGUGCUGUACCAGAUGCCCGCUGCGGCCAUCUGCUGGCUCACCUACGAGACCCUCAAGCAUCUGCUGACCACGGUGAGUGUCCACCCUGGCUCCAGGCUCCUGUACCAGAUGCCUGCUGCGCGCCACCGGCCCGCUCGGCUUCUUCAAGGGCGCCUCCGCCAGGGUGCUGUACCAGAUGCCCGCUGCGGCCAUCUGCUGGCUCACCUACGAGACCCUCAAGCAUCUGCUGACCACGGUGAGUGUCCACCCUGGCUCCAGGCUCCUGUACCAGAUGCCUGCUGCGCGCCACCGGCCCGCUCGGCUUCUUCAAGGGCGCCUCCGCCAGGGUGCUGUACCAGAUGCCCGCUGCGGCCAUCUGCUGGCUCACCUACGAGACCCUCAAGCAUCUGCUGACCACGGUGAGUGUCCACCCUGGCUCCAGGCUCCUGUACCAGAUGCCUGCUGCGCGCCACCGGCCCGCUCGGCUUCUUCAAGGGCGCCUCCGCCAGGGUGCUGUACCAGAUGCCCGCUGCGGCCAUCUGCUGGCUCACCUACGAGACCCUCAAGCAUCUGCUGACCACGGUGAGUGUCCACCCUGGCUCCAGGCUCCUGUACCAGAUGCCUGCUGCGCGCCACCGGCCCGCUCGGCUUCUUCAAGGGCGCCUCCGCCAGGGUGCUGUACCAGAUGCCCGCUGCGGCCAUCUGCUGGCUCACCUACGAGACCCUCAAGCAUCUGCUGACCACGGUGAGUGUCCACCCUGGCUCCAGGCUCCUGUACCAGAUGCCUGCUGCGCGCCACCGGCCCGCUCGGCUUCUUCAAGGGCGCCUCCGCCAGGGUGCUGUACCAGAUGCCCGCUGCGGCCAUCUGCUGGCUCACCUACGAGACCCUCAAGCAUCUGCUGACCACGGUGAGUGUCCACCCUGGCUCCAGGCUCCUGUACCAGAUGCCUGCUGCGCGCCACCGGCCCGCUCGGCUUCUUCAAGGGCGCCUCCGCCAGGGUGCUGUACCAGAUGCCCGCUGCGGCCAUCUGCUGGCUCACCUACGAGACCCUCAAGCACCUGCUGACCACGAGAAAAACUUCGAAAAAUUCCUGCGACCAAAGAAACGAAAAAAGUUUAUAACAAUCAUUUUAAAGUAAAUUGUUUCAAGAGAGCCGCGAGGAGCCGCACUCGGGCGGCUCCCCCGCGCCCGCCCCCGCCACCCCCCUGGUGGGCGCGGCGCUGCGCCUGGCGGCCGCCGACGUGGCCCCGGCGCCGCUCACGCGCACGUAGCCGCCCGCCGCCCCGCCCCCGCCGCCGCCGCGACGACGUCCGCCAACCGGAUCACCUUCCUACCCUCCGUCUAAGCUAAACAUGCACCUUUGCUGACUUGCCUAACGAUGUUACAAAACAUUAUACGUAAAUCAGUAACAAAAAAAAUAAAAUUAUGCAAAAUUUUGUAAAAUCAAGAUUCAUUCCUAAAAUGAAUAACUAAAUCAUUAGUUGCAUUUGGUGCCGAAGACCCGAUCUGGUAGAAAUCUCAUAAUAAUGUGGCACCCGUUAAUAAUUGGACCCCGCAACCCGAACACACUGAUGAACGCAAGCCGAGUAACAAUCGUUAAUACCAAUAAAAAGCUAAUCAAAAUAAACUCUUCAUUUCCAUCUAAAAUUUCAAUAUAUUAUUAACUUUUAAUUGGAUUAACGAAUACUUUAGCUUUUCUCUAAAUGUAAGUUCGAUCGUAGUAUAAAAACGUUUCCCCCCCCCCCCCCCCCCCCCGACUGACCCGACUGUCAUCGUAACUUGUCUCAACGGUUGUCGCGGCGCUCUUGUUUUGUUUGGAUUUGAUAUUUGUCUGUGAUGUUGUUUUUUUUAAUGAAGUGUUAGUGUUUACGAUCAAAAUGAUGUGGGUGUGAGCGCUUGUUUAAUGUGAGCUUGUAGGCCGAUCAACACACCGAAUCGGAUGAAAAAACUAUGAUUUUUAUUGGACCUAUAAAAUUCGGCCUCGUUGAUCGGUAUUUAAUUAUGUUCGUUUGACUAAAUUUUCGUAUUUCUGCACUUGAAGGUGAGUCUACCGUUAGUUAGUAUAAAGCAAAGACACAUACAUAAUAAGAACUGCUAAUCAUCAUACAAGAUUGCAUUUCCCUACUCUGUCAUAUUUAUUAAAGGCAUUGGAAACGAUUCAAUUUAAGGAAAAUUUUAAUAUUUUUUGAAAUGCAACUUUGUAUAAAGGUCAGUAGUGUUUAUUUGUUAUUGUAUAAAAUAAGCACGACGCCAGUAUUAAGCAUCGUCACUCGGGCACAUCAUUCGUAAAAAAAUAUUGAGAAAUGUUGUCAUUUACUCACAUUGAGCAAGUCAUAACCCUUCGUAGCUGAAGACAAAAUGACGUAAACUCCAAUACAUUUGCAACGCCACUUUGUCUUCUAAUGCUGUGAUGUUUGAAACUAUAUUGUAAUAAAGCUGUAUUAUAUGCUCAUGCUUUUACUAUUUGCAAGUUAUUUGUCAACGCUUGUGAAGCGUUUUAAAACAUUUAGUGCGGUUGAAAUUAAAAUUUUACCCGCGCAAUAAACGCCAGAUCGAGUCAAUUGAAUUUGGACUAUAUUUUGUACGGCGGUAGGGUUAGAGUUGCAUGACAUAGAACCGCUGGCGGUUUGAUAGUUAUCGCUAUUUCAUUUUAUUAAUAUUUAUAGGCACAAAGAACGUUUAAAGGAUUUACAGAAAAAGUUUACCAUUACUUUUUUCCAGAAAACGGACAAAUUAACAUUGAUGAAAAAAUACGACCCAGUUUUCCAUACAAUAUUUUUAGAGCUCCGUAUAAAACUUUGUUCACGGAGCUCUUGAGAUCACUUGGUCUUGCAAAUCUUAUGUUUUAAAUAUAUAUUUGAAGCUUUUCACGCACAUUUCAUAUGGACCGUAACAACACUGACAAAUAUUUUGGGACACUGUGAGCAGCAAUAACCCAAAAGUUCUAAAUUUUUCGAAAAUUAAGUGAAGAGUAUAUUUUUUUCCGAAGCCUUAAACAAGAAGCGAAUAAAGUCGUGUGCAACUCUAGUCGUGCCGCGACAGUGGGCGACCACUUUAAACGACACGAGUCGUCCGAGACGACGGAUCGAAACAGCCGCAAGUGCCCGUCUACUAAUUACUAAUAUAUACAAAUACGUUGUAUAAAUCAUGUCUAAGCGAAGUGUACAUAGUUAGUUUCACGUGUUACCAUGUAAAGUUAAAUUUAUUUGUUAGAUUUUAGUUGCGGCGUUGAACGUUUGAAUAUUUUGGGAAAAAUGUCUUGUUGAUGGUAAGCGGGUGAAAACCGACAGAUUUAUUUAACAUUUCGACAGUUUUCUUUGUCGAUUUUCCUGAAAAUAUUAUAACAUGAAAAAAAUCAUAAUGCGUCUGUCGGGAUUUCACCGUUUAAAUAGUUGGUUGUGAGACGGAAAGUUUACAAAGCAAAGUCUACAUUCGAGAGCAAAAUAGGUCUCCGAGUAUGACAUUUCCAUGAAAAUGAACUAGUUAUCGCGUUAGGACAUUAAUUUAAUGCGAAAACUGUCUGCUAUUACAUAACUCUAUCAUAAUAGUAAUUUAUGACUCUAAAACUUUAAAUUGUGCAUCAUUUAAGAAGUGAAAUAAAAUUUAACUAAAUAAUUUUAUCAUGUGGUCAACGCCAUCUAGUAAAGUUUUUUUAACGCGAAAAAUUGUUGUUGGACUUUGCACAUGUUACAACAAGGAAUGUAAUAUUUGCUCUUUUCAAGACCCUUCCCACAUUAAAAUGGGGAAUGUGCUUGAAUAGGUACGCCGUUUAUUUCUUAAGGAAUAGUUUGAGAUUGCGUGCUAUUCACAGUCUAAAAUAGGCUUGUAAAAUCGUGAUAUUUAGCUCAGUUGUAGUUCAAGAGAUAGAUGAUUUUGGACAAGGCAUCUUAGCGCGGGAUCUCGACUUUUGCACAACACAAUAUAUUCAUAAUAAUUGUCAUAUUAGUUUCGCGUGAUGUGGGGCGUACACAGUGCGAUGCUGUUUCGACUCGGUGAGAUGUAGGCUAAUAGGAACUAGGCGUCACACACGUGACGUUAUUAUUGACUACAAUUAUAUACUUUACAUUCUUUCACUGAUUGCUAUAAUCUGCACUUACCUUCGCUUUCUUUAAACACAAAUAAUAACUAAUCUGUAUACUAAAUUGCGUCUCAUAUAGAUGACCAAACAGAUCUUGUCUUAUAUUUUGUAUAACUCUUUGACCUUUGUUAAUAUUUCCGUAUCAAGCUCACUUAUAAUAAAAGCGCAAGACAAGGCGUUAUAUAAAAUACAAGGGAACUUUGAUAAGCGCCAUCUGUAGUAGUACUGGACGCAACUUUUAUUGAGAUUAGCAGUUAUUGCUGUUAACUUGUCUUUGCGUACAUUUGUAAAAAAGCCAAAUAUAACUAGUCGGUUAUAGCAAUAGGUGAAACAAUAAUUUGUUACAAUGAAUAAAUAGUGUUAAAAUGAAAUUAUAAUACUUAACAUAGCUCAGGAGGGAACUCCGUAUAUUUUUGUUGGGACGCAGUGUACAUAUUGGUUAGACACCCACAUACUUAUCUAUAAUAUGCGUAUAUUUAAGAAAUUAUUGUACAUAGAUUAUCUACUAAAUUGUUAGAAUACCGGUUUCUGAACGAGUGUGCAAUGCAAUUUGAACUUUUAUUAUAAGUGUGUUAUAAAAUUACAUUUAGUUAUAGGCGUUUAUAAAACGACCUUGUAGUGGACGAUAUUUUUUUUUAUAAUGGAAAAUUUAUUGUAACUUUGUCGAACAAAGUUGGACGGUAGCACUCGACGUAAUUUACGCCAACAUUGAAACAAAUUAAUUUUAGAAUUAAUUAAUUUCAAAGUCUAUUUGUGUCGAAUUUUUAGAAAUUAAUCUCAACUUCGUUGCACACUCACAGUUCCUGAAGUCAAAAAGACCACUCCUAUUUAAACAAAACCAACAACGACAUAACAAUAUACCCCGACGUCCCCUGCACUAGCAAUAUGGCGGCCAUUUUGUUGUAUUAUACAGGAUGUCUGUGGGCCUACCGCGAACAUUUCGAGCAACUAUCUCUUUUUAUUCCAAUUAAAGCGUAAUUAGAGUGACAGAGAUAAUUGUUCGAUAUUUUCGUUUUUUGCGCUUACAGUCCCGAGUUUAGAGAGCGGUGCUAGCGGCGGGCGGGAUGCUACUGUCAAGUGUCAUUCGGCUGUGCUUGUUAUUUGAUGACAUGUCAGCGUUACGUUAUGUAAUGAAAGUUGCAGUUACCGUGGGUCGUUUACCUAAUCCCCUGCAAACGUGGUGGCGUUGCGAUUAUCAGUGGAUAAUCGCAUGCGAUUUGCGAUACAUUGCGGCUUUGAUCGAUCGGUUGAAUUCGUUGCUCUUUCUUAGCCGCCAAUUAUCUAAAAUAGCAUGUCAUUUGUUGCAACGUCUGUAGGAGCCUUAAUUGAUGCGACGAAUGAUUGCACUUUUGUUCUCGGCAUUUUACGACGACUAAUUUAUUAACUCAUUAUUUUUUUAAGUAAGUAUAUUUAUUUAUAAACAUUUUUUAUUGUUGACUGAUUUAUAAUUUUCAAUCAGUAUAGUCAGAUCGAAAGUCGGAAUACUAAAAGACUAUUAGUCAUAUAGUCAAUUAAAACGUUUUAAUAAUUUUCCGUUUUAUAAAGAUGAUUAUAUGUAGUCUUGUCGAAACUGUAUUAACUGUACAGUUAGGCCUGAUUUCGAUUAAUAAUUUCAAAAAAUAUUUUAAUUUAUUAACCUAACGUAAUUGAGUUUUUAGCUUUUAAGAAUCUGUGAACCCGAAAUUAAGUGCUGAGAAUGUUCGUUUACUUUGUACCCGUGAAUAUUAUGUUUGUUGAAAUGGCGCCCGCCCCGCCGCGAGGAGUGAAUUACUUGUAUAAUUGUUUCUGUACAUUAUUAUAAUUGUAUUUGUUAUAUUUAUGAGUUGUAUUGUAUAGCAGAUAAAUUAAGCGUUGUAACGUAGAUCCGUAGGCUAUGGCCCUGUUAUGUGAAAAGUGCAAAUGUUUUGAAAAAAAAUGCAAAUCGAAAAUAGUAAUAAACAGUUGGACAAUA